Molecule: messenger RNA, 2380 nt
Organism: Perkinsus marinus ATCC 50983
Lineage: Eukaryota; Perkinsozoa; Perkinsida; Perkinsidae
Product: nad dependent epimerase/dehydratase, putative
Exons: 1
Coding region: 1-2280 (759 amino acids)
Source: RefSeq, a predicted model, not a curated record
AUGCUCUCUAGCCUCUCUACUGUGGUUUCUGCAAAGAAGCCCAAAGUUAUCAUUUAUGGUGGAGCUGGUUUCAUCGGCAGCAGGCUGGCUCUGCACCUACAUCACAAAGGGUGCCAUGUUACCGCAGUAGACCACGAUAACUCCCAAGUGCUAGUAGCUCUGAAAGUAGCCGGUAUACCUGUUAUUAAGUUUUCUAGCAAGGAAGAGUGCGAUUUCGAGAAGGACGUAGCGGACAAGGACGUGAUUAUCAUGAUGGCUGGUAUGCCUUCGGUACGCUCGUGCUCCAGUGUUUGGGGGACUAUGGCCAACACUGUUGGUAACCUAUCACGAUUCCUGGCUUGUAAGCGACCGAAGGGCCAGGUCUUGAUCUACGCCAGCAGCUCUAGCGUGUAUGGUGACACCAGUGAUGAAGUGGUUGAUGAGGAAUACUGCAAAUACAAAGGGCACAACUAUUAUGAUAUUUCCAAGAAGUGUAUGGACCUCAUUGCUGAGCACUAUAUUAGGGAGAGUGGUGGCACUGAGAAAAUCUAUGGUCUGCGCUUCGGUACAGUAUGUGGAUGGUCAUUGAACCUUCGUAGUGAUGUUAUGGUGAAUGCUAUGGCGUACUCAGCUCUCACUCGGAAGAAAGUUGGCAUUUUUGUUGAGCAUGUACAUCGGCCGGUUUUGGCACUUGAAGACCUCUGUAGAGCAGUAGAGGCGCUCAUGACCUAUAGACCGGACGGUGGGGUAUACAACCUGGCCAGCGUCCAACAUACGGUCUAUGAAUUCGGUAAGGAGGUUUCGGACUUCUUCAAUGUCCCCCUUGUGCGUGAGCAGCUGGUCCCUGGCACACGUGGCAAUGAGAAAUUCACUAAGACGACUUACGACUUCUGCGUUUCGACUGACAAGUUCCUCAAAGCGAUCCCAUCGUUUAAGUUCGUCGCUACUGCUGCGAGUAUCUGCCAGGAGAUCAGAGACAACUGGGAUGACAUCAUCCUCGCUGGACCUCGCCUUGCAGAUCGAUAUACUGAGAUCAGAACUGCUAAGGCGUUAGAGUGUACCGAGGUCAAGAAGUGCCGCUGUUGUGGUAGGAAUGAUCUUAGAUUGGUUCUCGACUUGGGUAGUCAGCCGCCUGCUAACAGUUUCCAUCCUGCUACUUCACGGGAGCUUAAAUCGUACCCUCUUCAAGUGAAGGUUUGCGAGCACUGCUGGCAUCUCCAGUUGGCUCAUGUAGUCAACCCGGACGUCCUCUUUCGUGACUAUGUCUACGUGUCGGGUACAUCCACCACUUUGGCCAAGUACUCGCAAUGGUUCGCUGAUAUGGUCGCGAAGGAUGUCGGAAAGUCUAAUGGUGUUGUUCUCGACGUUGGUUGUAAUGACGGAACUUUACUGGACUACUUCAACCAAAUCGGAUGGAAGACCGUCGGCGUUGAUCCAGCUGUGAAUCUGAUGAGUGAAGUGACUAUCAAGAAAGGUCAUCGUGCUAUUUGUGAUUAUUGGUCGCCUCAAGUUGCUAGACAGAUUGGCUUGGUCGAUGCUGUCACGGCGCAGAAUGUCUUCGCUCACGUUGCCCAGCCAGUUGAGUUCUUGGAAGCCUGUGCGGAGGCUAUGAACGACGAGUCGAGGCUCUAUAUACAGACUAGUCAGGCCGAUAUUGUUGCUAAUGGAGAAUUCGAUACGAUCUACCAUGAGCAUCAGUCCUUCUUCUCUUCAAAAUCGAUGAUUGUCUUAGCGGAGCGAUGCGGCUUUACUGUUGUACGCGUGACUAAACCCAGUAUACACGGUACAUCGUAUAUCUUCUGUCUGAGGAAGGGCGUACGAUUGGAACUGGUCGAAGACACGGUAAGGAGUGAGCUCGCGAAGGAAGAGGCCAGGGGUAUCUACAGUAUCGGUACCUACAAGCACUUCGCCGACUUGGCGAGAACUCGAACGGCAAGUUUCCUCCGACGUCUCCGUGAGUGGUGGAUGGAAGGCCGUAAGGUCGUUGCUUACGGUGCAGCGGCUAAGGCCGUUGUUCUCCUCAACUUUGCUGGUGUUACUAAUGAGUUGGCAUAUGUUGUUGAUGAUAACCCGAGGAAGACCGGUCUACAAGUCCCUGGCAUCAACGGCCUUAUGGUCUAUGAUCCGAAGGCCGCCCUUCAGAGCGAGAAGUCUGAUCUCACUGUGGUGGUAUUGGCUUGGAACUUCCUCGAUGAGAUCAAGGGGAGAGUGAAGGCUCUCAGACCUGAUGCUCAUGAUGAAUUCCAUUCUAUUCUGGACAUGGCCAAAUCCUCGCAGGGCACAAUCGUUAGCAAACUCUGAUUGUUGCUCUUGUCUAGUUCACUACGGGGGCAUUCAUCCAGUAUUCACCCAUCACUGUCACUGUACCUGCUGUGCUUUACCUGCUCAUCGUGCUCUAGAC